CCCUCAGCUGGGGGAUGUGCCUGCUUGCAUGGCGCUCUUUAUUAUGUCUCUCUUCUUCCUUUUCUUUUACACAUAAAGCUACAAGGAUGAUUCCGUUUAACAGUUUUUGUCAAGUUUUUCGUUAGCUAAGCUAGCAUAGCUGAAUAAUUAGCUGUUUACAGGGUCCCAGCAGAAAUGGAUCCGCGAGUGUCGGAGCUUUUCGGGACAGGUUCCGCUUUCAGACCCGGCGCUGCUGCCGCCGCUGCUGCCGGAACCGCUUCAGCUUCAAAUGCUGCGGCAGCGGCGCCGAAAAAGGCGCCUUCAAAAAAUGUCAAAAAGACAAAAAGCCGUUGUGCCCGACAUCCCAAAUCGAACAAAAACCCACCGUAUCUACCUCCGGAGGUUGAAGAGGGAAAUAUAGAGUACAAGCUGAAGCUGGUGAACCCCACACAGUAUCGCUUUGAGCACCUGGCCACACAGAUGAAAUGGAGGCUGCAGGAAGGCAGAGGAGAGGCUGUGUAUCAAAUCGGGGUGGAAGACAAUGGCUUGCUGGUUGGAUUAUCCGAGACAGAUAUGAGAGCUUCGCUCCGGACCCUCCACAUGAUGGCUGAGAAGGUGGGUGCUGACAUUACAGUUCUCAGAGAGAGAGAGGUGGAUUAUGACUCAGAGGAGCCUCGUAAAAUUGCAGAAGUCCUCGUCAGGAAAGUGCCAGAUGACCAGCAGUUCCUGGACUUACGGGUAGCUGUGCUGGGUAACGUGGACACGGGGAAGUCCACUCUCCUUGGUGUUCUCACACAAGGCGAGCUGGAUAAUGGCAGGGGCAGAGCACGACUAAACCUCUUUAGGCAUCUCCAUGAGAUUCAGACAGGGAGGACCUCCAGUAUCAGCUUUGAGAUACUAGGCUUUAACAGCAAAGGAGAGGUGGUGAAUUACAGCGAGUCAAGAACGACAGAGGAAAUCUGCGAGAGCGCUUCAAAAAUGAUAACCUUCAUAGACUUGGCUGGUCAUCAUAAAUAUCAAAAGACUACCAUCUUUGGCCUCACCAGCUACUGCCCUGACUUUGGCAUGCUUGUGGUCAGUGCAAACACUGGCAUUGUGGGCACCACACGGGAGCACCUUGGCCUGGCCAUGGCUCUGACAGUGCCAGUCUUCAUCGUGGUUAGCAAAGUGGAUCUAUGCACAAAAGCCACAGUGGAGAGAACUGUACGGCAGCUGGAGCGCUUCCUCAAGCAGCCUGGCUGCAACAAAAUUCCACUGGUGGUGAACAGCAAAGACGAUGCCGUCACUGCAGCCCAGCAGUUUGUACAGUGCCCCAGCAUCACACCAAUCUUCACGUUGUCCAGCGUAUCAGGGGAGAAUCUGGAGCUGCUCAAGGUGUUCUUUAACAUCCUGCCUCCCCUCAGCAACAGCAAAGAGCAGGAGAAGCUCAUGCAGCAACUCACUGAGUUCCAGGUUGAUGAGAUUUAUACAGUACCUGAUGUUGGGACUGUAGUGGGUGGAACUCUUUACAGUGGUAUCUGUCGAGAGGGGGAGCAGUUAGUGGUAGGGCCGAUGGAUAACGGCCAGUUCUGCGAUCUCACCGUGUGCAGCAUCCAGAGAAACCGAUCAGCAUGCAGGGUGCUUCGAGCAGGACAGGCAGCUACUCUGGCACUGGGCGAGUUUGAUCGCUCAUUGUUACGAAAGGGAAUGGUGAUGGUGAGUCCAGAGAUGCAUCCCACUAUCUGUUGGAUGUUUGAAGCUGAGAUUGUUCUGCUCUUCCAUGCUAAGACCUUUCACAAGGGCUUCCAGGUGACUGUACAUGUGGGCAACGUGAGACAGACCACCACAGUGGAGGCUCUGCAAGGGAAGGAGGAGCUGCGCACAGGUGAGAAAGCAGUGGCAAGAUUCAGGUUCAUCAAGCAUCCAGAGUACCUCAAAGUGGGAGCCAAGCUGCUGUUUAGACACGGAGUUACCAAAGGCAUCGGACAAGUCACCAAGCUCCAACCAUUGUCCCAGUACCAACACCAAACAUAGAGUCUCAUUCUUGUCCUCUCUGCCUCUACUGGGUCAGAGGAUACAAGCACAUACUAUAAAAAUACACCAGUCCUUCAGUCAUCCUCAGAGUCUCAUUUUGUAUUCCCCCACAACCCUAGAAUCAUUUGCAUUUUCUUUUCUUCUACCAAAGGCUUUCGACACUGACCUCAAGCUUUUUUUUUUUUUUUUUUUUAAAUUAUAUAGAUUCACUUUCUCUUUAGAUAUUGGUCUGGUUUAUAGAUUUCCUUUAAUAUUUUUUUAACUGUAGCAAUAAGAAUAUAAGGAAGUGAGCUGGUUCUGUUUUAAACAUAAAUGCAAAGGACACCAUAUCAAGGGUAGAUUUGAAGUCAAGUAGCUGUUUUUGUCAGUAAUGAUGGACACCUAGCAAUUUAAGGAUUUUUAAAGCAAAUGUCAAACCAACUGGAUGGCUGAUUGGGUAAAUGAUAGCUGAGCCUUAAUGCCGCCAGCGUUAUUUACCCCAUCAGCAUUGUUUGUUUGUUUGACUUUUUUCCUCUUUACAGCCUUUUAAUGAGCUCUUUGCACAAACUGUUCACACUCAUUUAACCACAAAAUACAAGCAGAGUAAAAGCAUGAGCAUGCUUCAUCACAACUUCAGAGUUUAGUCCCAGCCUUUAUGUCUCUCUCUCUCACACACACACACACACAAGAAUAUGUGUUGGAACUAAACUCUGCAGCUUGGUAGAUCUCCAGGAAAGGUAUUGGAAACCUUUAUAUUAAUAAUUAAAGGCAACAGACUUUAGGAUCAUUUUGAAGGAGAGUUACUUUUCAUGGGUGUCAAAGUGUAAUCAUCUGUAGCCAAUGUCUUCACAAGAAAUUCAAUUUAAUGGCAGCUGCAAUGGUGAUUGACUUUUAUCUUGUCAACCAACUUUUAAAAUGAACCUUUCACAGCAUAAACCAACUUAAACCUGCUAACAGUCUGUUGUCUUCUGUAAAAGGAUGACACACAUGAAACGAGGCACUUUAACGUAGUGGCAGGCUCAGGCUUCACAGGGUUGGACGUUUCAGCUCAGUAAGACACACUGAAGGUGUCUCCCACUGCCUUAUCACCAUGUGGUUCUCUGUGCUUCACUGUUGCUGAAUACCACUUUGUAUGAGAAUAUCAGUGUUUUUCCUGUUUGUUGUAAUGUCGUUUAUGUUGAUAUUCUUGCCUACACUCAAGUGCUUUAGUUGCUCAGGAAGUGUUGCUUGUUCCUCCUUCACAUUGACCCUAGAUCAACUUGAGUGGCUCCUGAAGGAUGAAACCCGUCUCUCAGUAGCCCGUAUCUCUGCUGCUCUUUUACUGAAUAUGCACUGCAGUGCAAAAUGCAGAAGUUUUCAUAAUCCGGUAUGUCACCGAUUGUUGUUAACCGUCUUCUAUUUUUCUCUAGGUUACUAAUAUCACAAUGUUAAAUCGAGGUGCUCUUUCAUUGUGCCUUGAGCCUGACAAGCUCCUUUGCGAAGUUUGCUGUCGAACCCCACACAGUUUUUGUAGCUCUUUAAACUUGGUGCUAACCCUUUACUCUUUACACAAAGAGGGUUGAUACAUUAGUUUCUAAACCCUGACGAUGUGUCUGUCUACAACAACCAGUUUAUGCAUGUCAAGUUCUCGUAUGUACCACAUUAAGGCACAUGUUAACACCUUUAUAUGUUUUUCAAUGUGUUUCUUGUGCAAUUUUAGAAUUAGGAAAAACAAAUGUAUUUAAAACCAAAAUGGAAAACAAAGUUUCAGUUAUUUUGUUACUUCUAGUUUUAUCAAGUCUUCUACUUUUGAAACCCUCUAUUAGUGUCUUUUUUUCUGGGCUUCCUAUGAAGAGAGACACUGGGAAAAAAAAGUUUUUAUUUUUACCUCCCAUCUAAUUUCUUAAAGAAUUUUAGAAGUUUAGCUUUUUUUUUUGGUGAAUUGAUGGAAAAAAUAAGUUUGUAUAUUUAUGAUGUGUAUGUAUAUAAUAUAUAUAUAUAUAACAAAAUAAAAUGUUCAUGACUGA
Messenger RNA from Tachysurus vachellii, 3977 nucleotides. RefSeq names its product GTP binding protein 2a (gene gtpbp2a). The record is from RefSeq and is a predicted model, not a curated record. Bases 175 to 1992 code for a protein of 605 amino acids. NCBI's taxonomy places the organism in Eukaryota, Metazoa, Chordata, Actinopteri, Siluriformes, Bagridae. Gene Ontology annotation, biological process: translational elongation. The transcript has 12 exons. Gene Ontology annotation, molecular function: GTP binding; GTPase activity; translation elongation factor activity.